Cyphellophora attinorum is the source of this 1653-nucleotide messenger RNA. RefSeq names its product Secologanin synthase. Bases 1 to 1653 code for a protein of 550 amino acids. The record is from RefSeq and is a predicted model, not a curated record. Lineage: Eukaryota; Fungi; Ascomycota; Eurotiomycetes; Chaetothyriales; Cyphellophoraceae. The transcript has a single exon. Gene Ontology annotation, molecular function: iron ion binding; oxidoreductase activity, acting on paired donors, with incorporation or reduction of molecular oxygen; monooxygenase activity.
AUGUUGCUCCUGCUCCUCGCCGCACCGCUCGUCCUCUUCAUCAUCUACCGCCUCACAAAUUGGACCCGCCACUACCUCGCUGCCCGGCAGUUCGAUCUCCCAAUCAUCCCCAUUCCCAUCGCCUUCGACGAUGUCUGGUGGCUCCCCCUCCGCCCCCUCUUCAGCUGGGUGCAACACCUGCCCCUCGGUCUCGGCUCCUGGUAUGUUUACACCGAAAUGGGCUGGCCCAUCGUCGACGAGAAUCGCACGAGUCUGCGUCUUGGGGAGAACUUUGUGUUGUGUUCCCCAAAUGGUAACACCAUCGUCUCAUGCUACAUGCCCACCAUCAAUCAGAUUUUCAUGGAUCACAAGAACUGGGGCAUGCCACCCGCUCAAAGCCAGCUGUUUGCAGUGUACGGGCAGAACGUGAGCAGUACGCAUGGGGAGGAAUGGAAAAGGCAUCGGAAGAUCACGGCGGGCGCGUUUACGGAGGGGGCGAUGGAGGGGGUUUGGGAGGAGAGUAAGCGGCGGGUGAGGGGGACGGAGUUUGGGAGUGGAGCGCUGAGCUUGGACGGAGUCCGGAAUACGUUCAAUGUCGUGGCGAUGCAUGUGCUGGCGAACGUGGCGUUUGGGCAGGAUACGGAGCUGGAGACUGUGGGGCAGGGGCAUCGGGAUUCGUUGAUGGGGUGUUUGGGGACGAUAUUGCAGAAUAUUCUGUUGACGUUGGUGUUCAGUAGUGUGCCGGGGCCGGAGUGGAUGUUGCCGCGGACGUUGAGGAGGUUGAAGGCUGCGGUGGCGGAGUUUCGGCUGUAUAUGGAGGAAUUCAUUUUGCGGGAUAUGCAGAGUGGGAAGGCGGGUUCGGUGGGGAAGAAGAAGAGUCUGCUUUCGGCGAUGGUGCAGGCGAAUGAGGCUGAGAAGCAUGGAAUGGUUAAGGCUGGUGGACGGCCGUCGUUCCUGACGGAGUCGGAGCUGUACGGGAAUCUGUUUGUGUUCAAUCUUGCUGGGUACGAGACGACUGCAUCGACUUUCACCUUUGCAUUGUCGUACCUGGCUUUGCACCCGGAAGUGCAAGCGUGGAUCUUGGAGGAGCUCGACGCGCACUACGAUCCCGCCUCGCCGUACGCGGAGACAUACCCGAAGCUCGUCCGCUGCCUCGCAGUCAUGUACGAGACUCUGCGCCUUGCGGGCCCUGCACCGCUUCUCGUUCGGCAGCCCGUCGACACACCGCAAGAAGUGGAAGUGCUUUCGCGCCACGGGCCUAAAACAGUCGUCGUUCCGCCUGAGACUUUGAUCGGCGGGCACUUCUACGGCGGCCAUCUAUCGCCGAAAUGGGGCAGUGACGCGCUCGAGUUCAAUCCGAAACGCUUCAUCGAUACUGCCGCAUCUGGAGGCGAGACUCUGGCUGUGCCUGACGACAGAAUGUACAUGCCGUGGAUCUUCGGGCCUCGUGUUUGCCCUGGGAAGAAAUUCAGUCAGGUCGAAUUCGUUGGCAUUGUUGCCCAGCUGUUGAUGGAUCAUCGGAUUGAAGUCGAUUGCAGGGCGGGUGAGUCGGAGUCGGAUGCGCGAGGAAGACUGCGUGGAGUUCUUGCGGAGAAGUACUUCAACGUCAGUGCCUAUGUGAAGCACCCGCAUGCGGCUGGUGUGAGGCUUGUGCGGCGGAGCAAGAGUGGUUGA